This is a messenger RNA of Penaeus vannamei (Pacific white shrimp), 499 nucleotides long. The record is from RefSeq and is a predicted model, not a curated record. NCBI's taxonomy places the organism in Eukaryota, Metazoa, Arthropoda, Malacostraca, Decapoda, Penaeidae.
GCCAAAGAGCCCAAGGAUGUGCCACCACUCAAGAUCAAAGCUCCUACCCCAAUGCCUGCCAAGGGCCUUCUACACCCAAGGCAGCCCCCACGCCAAAGACGCCAGCUGCCACUCCCAAGAUGCCUGAGGAGAAGAAGUCACCAGGAAGCAAAAAAGUCCGGGAAAAGAAGGAAAAGAAGGAGAAGAAGGCAAAGGAGCCCAAGUCAGCAGGACCAGCCAUGCCUAGUGGAGCUGGCCCUAGUUCCAUGCCUGCCAGCAGCCUGGACGUGGCCCUCAAUCCUCAGGUGCCAGCCGUGCCACCCCCUAUUAUGUCGCCUCCCAUAGACACACCCAAGAGUAGCAAGAAGCAAGAGCAGAGCACAGGACUUCUCACAGAGACUGUUGGGCCUAUUGGGCAUUUUGUGGAUGACCAAGGGAAUGAGUUUGGAUUUGUCCAACAUGUGGCAAGCAGGACGAUGGUUCCCCCAUGAUUGGAUGUGACACCUGUAAUGACUGGUAU